UAUUUUCCGCCUUGCAUUCCAACGGCAUCUCGAGAGGCAUGUGAGUGACGUCUGUCGAGCCUGGCUUGGCUAUUAUUCCAUGCGCUUUCGAGGAGAACAUCCUACUUCGCUCCACCGAUCGACUACUCCAUUCGAUUCGUUUUUCUGAAAACAAUGGUUCUGUUACUCCAUGGGGGAAAAGAUAAUGAAGGACCAUGGCCAUUUAUCAGCGAUGUACGCGCCUCUUUCUCCCCAGGGACAGGAGCCCCUGUCGGGAUCAUUCUGGUCGCCUCGCUUUGCCUCGAACCCGAAAUUCCGUCACUAUCGCCGCGUUAUCAAAAUGCUUCUUGCUGUGGCUUUGCUCUCCUACGUCGCUAUCACCGUCGGCCUAGGUAUUCCGCAUCGAGGGCCGAAUGCCGCCUCCUCAUUCCCGGCCACCCACGCCACCAACCUUCAGACCCAUGACCCCAGCAUCAUUAAACACGGGGAUACCUACUAUCUCUACGCUGUGGGGGAACAUAUCAGUAUCUUCAACGCCCCAACCCUUGAUGGCCCGUGGACCCAAUCGGGUACUGUCCUGAAGGAUCUCAGCGUCAUCCCGAAGGGCGAUAGAGAAAAGCCCUGGGCCCCGAUGGUGUUAGAGCAUGACGGGAAAUUCUACUGCUACUACAGUGUCAGUGAAGCCGGAUGUCGCGACAGCGCCAUUGGCGUUGCCACCUCCGAUUCACCCGGUGCCGGCUCCUGGGUCGAUCACGGAAUCAUUGUUCAGUCCGGGACAGGGGACGGAUCGGGAUCAUAUCCAUUCAACACCUCCAACACCAUUGAUCCCGCUGCCUUCAUUGAUGGGAGUGGACAGGCGUAUCUGACCUUUGGCAGCUACUGGACUGGGAUCUGGGAGGUGCCUCUGAACCCCGACCUCCUCACGGCAGACGUCUCAAGCGCAAAUUCCCGCCAUCUAGCUUAUGAACCUGUCGCGAUUGACAACGGAGGGGAUAAUCCAAAUCCACUGUGUCGAGAUGGCUCCCACCCGGAGGAAGGGAGUUUCAUGAGCUACCACGAGCCAUGGUAUUAUCUUUGGUUUAGUCACGGAAAAUGCUGUGAUCUGGACCCAAACGCUUUACCGGCUGCAGGGCAAGAGUAUAGUAUUCGGGUUGGGAGAUCGAAUAGCCCCCAGGGUCCGUUCGUGGAUCAGAACGGAGACAAUCUGGUCGACGGCGGUGGUCUCGUGGUGUACGGAUCAAAUGGAGACGUCUACGCUCCUGGUGGGCAAGGCGUGCUGGCAGACAGCGACUCAGAUAUCCUCUAUUACCAUUACCGUGAGUUUCGCCCUUCUAUCUUGCUAGUUUGGGGGCUUCGGUCCUAAUUUUUCAAUUUUCAGUGAACAAGAGUGUCGGGUACAACUUCAAUGACGCAAAACUGGGCUAUAAUCCUCUUCAAUACGUAGAUGGCUGGCCUGUGGCAAUGUGAUCAAGGAUCACUGGUUGACUUGAUGAUGACUAUAUACAAUCGCUUCGUUCAUCGUAUAUAUGGGCGGGUGGGGGUCUUUUGUGGUGCAUAGAGCAGCCUUGGUUUAUUUUGGUUCGAUGAUAUAGAGCUUCAUUUCUACAUUUACAAAUAUAGAUACCAUGGGAAGACAUAG
This is a messenger RNA of Penicilliopsis zonata CBS 506.65, 1618 nucleotides long. RefSeq lists its product as hypothetical. Gene Ontology annotation, molecular function: hydrolase activity, hydrolyzing O-glycosyl compounds. The transcript is spliced from 3 exons. Lineage: Eukaryota; Fungi; Ascomycota; Eurotiomycetes; Eurotiales; Aspergillaceae. Gene Ontology annotation, biological process: carbohydrate metabolic process. The record is from RefSeq and is a predicted model, not a curated record. The coding region runs from base 170 to 1342 and encodes 390 amino acids.